Molecule: messenger RNA, 2229 nt
Organism: Symbiodinium natans
Lineage: Eukaryota; Dinophyceae; Suessiales; Symbiodiniaceae
Source: the annotation of a GenBank genome assembly
AUGGCAGCGCUCUUGGAACUGCGGCAGGGCACGUCGGAGAUUUCAGCACUUGGCAGAACGACUCGCUGGCAGGCAGCGAUAGCCAGGCUGCGGGCUCUGCACAGCGAAGACCUACAGCCCGGUAUCAUUACGUACAACGCGCUCCUCCAUGCCUUGGACAAGGGCUCGCAGGUGGAGAAGUGCAUGGAGCUCUUGGCUUCCCUACCUUCCUUGCAGCUGCAGUCGGACAUCGUCACCCUCUGCACGGCUGCCACUUCACACAGCCGAGGCCUGCAGUGGAGCUCGGCGCUGCAGCUCCUGGCCGCCGCAAACCAGCAAGGACUCCCAACGAACACCUUCGCAGGGAACGCGGCAAUGAGCGCGGCCGAGCGGGGUGGCAACUGGCCGUUGGCGGCAUCCAUGCUCUUCGAGGCAAUUGAGCGAGGCCCAGAGCCAGACCGCAUAUCCUUCAAUACUGUCAUCACGGCACUUGGGCGGAGCAGUCAGUGGAGGGCAGCCUUGCAGCUGCUUCAGGACUUCGAGACACGCAAGCUGGAGCCAGGCGCCAUAUCUUUCAAUGCUGCCAUCGCCGCAUGUGCCGCAACAAGGGACGCUGAUGCGGAGAGCGCCCCCUGGCAUUUGGCGCUGCACUUACUCAGGAGAGGCCGGACUGUCAUCGUAGACUUUCCGAGACUGGAGGCGAGCUCUUCCUUGCUCAGUGCUUGUGGCAGAGCUGCUCGCUGGCAAACAGCUCUUCUAGCCUUUGGCGAGAUGCACGACUGGGGCCCGAAGCCAGAUGUGGCAGCUUGCGGGGCAUUAUUAGAUGCUUUCGCCAGGGCAGGCCUUUGGUUAUUGGCUUUGAAUCUACUGAACAAGAUGGCUUGUACCUCCUCCCUUCCAAAGCCGGACAUCGCAGCCUACACAGCGGCCAUCAGUGCUUGUGCCGCUGCGUACAAGUGGGAGCAGGCUAUCUCUUGUUUGCUGGACAUGCGUGAACAGCUCGUGCCGGUCAGUGCGGCUGCAUACAACGCCGCAGCGUUGGCAUGUGAACGUGCAGUCCAAGUUCAGCCACUCGUGGACCUGGUAGACAGCAUGCGGACAGGGCACCUGCAACCCGACUCCAUCACAUUCCUGGCCUUGACCAGUGCUUUGGGCAAGGGGCAUCAGUGGGAGCAGGCUUUGGGUGAGUUUGCCAGGGUGCGUUCUUCAGCCGUGCAACCUUCAAGGAACCUGGUCAACAGUGCAAUCACUGCAUGUGAGAAAGGCCAUGCCUGGCUUUCGGCAGUGUCAGUAUUUCGAGAGCUGCGCACCUUGAGGAUCACGCCGAAUGUCGUCUCCAGCAGUGCAACCAUCACUGCAGCUGCGGGAAACGAGGAAUGGCUACCGGCUCUUCGCCUACUUGACAGCAUGAGAUCUUGGCAGGUGCAGCCUGACACGAUUGCUUGGAAUUCAAUGCUGGAUGCAGCCCAGCUGUCAUCCCAGUGGGAGUUUGCAUCCGAGCUACUCGGCAACAUGGCCUCAGGCAGUGGUCAUGUCGGUGUCUUGGCACUACUCGCUGCGGCUGUUGCUUCUGAAAAUGCCGAGCAUCCGGACACACUUCUGCGUUUAAUUUCAGAGCUGAAGCACCAAAGUGGAAAGGAGCUGCGUAGCGAAGCUUGCAAGCAACGAGGGCAUCGAGAGGUUGACACGGAGCCUAGCAGCUUGUCACACCUAAUAGAGGUGCACGAACUCCUGAUGACCCACGGAGCAGCUUCUUCAGAGCUUCAGGAGGGAACAGCCACGGCCAUUUUCCGGCCCUGCCUAACAUCUUUGCAAGGCUUGUGUGACCACGGCGUUCGCCGGGACCACACCUCAACUGGAUCUCAGCUUUGGGAGCCCGUGCUGGAGAGGCAGUUCAGCCUAGGCAACACCUUCACCCUCCUUGCAUUGGGCCAUGGUAACAUGGCCAAGCAAGGCUGCAAGUGGUCCAGCACGGCCGCCCACCAGGCCAGGCACAUCUCCCACGCCCAGCUGGGUUAUCAGAAGGCACCCAUGGCGCCGUCCGCCGAGGGCUUGGCAGGAUGGUUCGCUGCCACAGAGGGACAGAAGGGACAAAAGGGACAAAAGGGCCAAGACCGAGGCCAGGUCGUGGGAUAUGGGGGCGAAGGCGAAGGGCGGGGACUGCUGCGUCCCGUGUUCGUGCAGCACGACCGGUCCAGGCAUGCAGAGAGGCUGGCGCUCACGCAAGUGAUUCUGUGGUGGCGGGCUUGA